ACUUGGCCCUCUGCUCCUCCCAUUCUACGGACAGCCGGUCUCUGGUGCUGCGCCAGCCGCGUCAUCGAGACACCGUGGGGAAGGUGCAGGUCGGAGUGAAUGGAUUUGGCCAUAUCAGGCGCCUGGUCACCAGGGCUGCUUUUAACUCUGGCAAAGUGAAUAUUGUCGCCAUCAAUGACCCCUUCAAUGACCUCAACUACAUGGUGUACAUGUUCCAAUAUGACUCCACCCACGGCAAGUUCCACGGCACCGUCAAGGCUGAGAACCUGAAGCUUGUCAUCAAUGGAAGUCCUAUCACCAUCUUCCAGGAGCGAGAUUCCAGCAAAAUCAAAUGGGGCGACACUGGCGCUGAUUACAUGGUGAAGUCCACCGGUGUCUUCACUACCUUGGAGAAGGCUGGGGCUCACUUGCAGGGGGGAGCCAAAAGGGUCAUCAUCUCAGCUCCCUCCGCCGAUGCCCCCAUGUUUGUGAUGGGUGUGAACCACGAGAAAUACUAGAACAAGCUCACGAUUGCCAACAACGCCUCCUGCACCACCAACUGCUUAGCCCCCCUGGCCAAGGUCAUCCACAACAACUUCGGCAUCAUGGAGGUACUCAUGACCACCAUCCAUGCCAUCACUGCCACCCAGAAGACUGUGGAUUGCCCCUCUGGGAAGUUGUGGCGCGAUGGCUGCGGAACUCUACAGAACAUCAUCCCAGCGUCCACCAGAGCUGACAAGGCUGUAGGCAAGGUCAUCCCUGAGCUGAACCGGAAGCUCACAGGCAUGGCCUUCCGUGUCCCCACCGCCAACGUGUCCAUCGUGGGCCUGACCUGCCGCCUGGAGAAACCCGCCAAAUAUGACGACAUCAAGAAGGUGGUGAAGCAGGCAUCCGAGAGCUCCCUCAAGGGCAUCCUGGGUUACACUAAGCACCAGGUUGUGUUCUCUGACUUUAAUAGAAACACCCACUCUUCCACCUUUGAUGUUGGGGCUGGCAUUGCCCUCAACAACCACUUUGUCAAGCUCAUCUCUUGGUAUGACAAUGAAUUUGGCUAUAGCAACAGGGUGGUUGACCUCAUGGCCCACAUGGCCUCCAAGGAAUAAGAUCCCCCAGACCACCAGCCCCAGUGAGAUCACAGAGGAAGAGAGAAGCCCUCAGCUGCUGGGGAGUCCCUGACCACACUGAGAACCUCUCCUCCUCACAUUGUCC
Messenger RNA from Carlito syrichta (Philippine tarsier), 1188 nucleotides. RefSeq names its product glyceraldehyde-3-phosphate dehydrogenase-like. NCBI's taxonomy places the organism in Eukaryota, Metazoa, Chordata, Mammalia, Primates, Tarsiidae. The record is from RefSeq and is a predicted model, not a curated record. Gene Ontology annotation, molecular function: NAD binding; oxidoreductase activity, acting on the aldehyde or oxo group of donors, NAD or NADP as acceptor.